AGCCUCCGCGACGCUUGUCAUAGUCGUCUGAGGGAACGCGCGGAGCCCUGGCGGGAGAGAUGGAUACCAGUUCACACGACAAGCCUCUCUCUGAAUCCAAGGAGGGUGUACUUAAUAAUUCUGAAAAGGACUUUUUUAUCUUGGGAACUGGGCCGCUUGUGACCCCUCAGAAGCAAGUAUCGGAUGUGACUCCUAAUCUUUGCACCCCCGGUACCUUUAAGUCACCUUUGGACUUCUCCACAGUAACCGUAGAGCAGUUGGGAAUUACACCUGAAAGCUUUAUUAAGACCCCUUCAGGAAAGUCAUCAUCUUCCCUUCAGAAGGCCAGGCGCCGUUCUACUGUUGGUGUGCGGGGCUCUCCAGAAACAAAUUGCCUAAUCCGCUUCAUUGCUCAGCAGCGAAACCUAAAGAAUGCUGUGAGAUCUCCAUUGGCGUGCGAGCCAAACUUACAGGGUAGCCCAAGACUGUAUCGAAAUGCCAGUGUUUUAAGAGAGCGAAUGUCUGCUUUUCGGUCAGCUUUUCACUCCAUUCAGGAAACUGAGAAGAUGGCCGGUGGUCCCUCAGCAUCAGAGGCAGAUGGAGAGUCUAAGAUAGCAGAUUUGACCAAAAGAGAAGGUCCUGUUGAAUAUCAGCAGUCUGGGUUCCCUGUAAACUCCUCUUCAAAGCGGAGGAGAAUAUCCUCCCAGGACAGCCCCGAUGAUUAUCUCGGUGUCACCAAAACGGUUGCUGACAGAGCAUGUACUGGGGGCACCUCCACAGAUCUUGCUGAGAAGUCAUCUGACAUUGUUUCAGCCCAGCUUGGAUGUAUGGCUGCUCCACUUCCAAAGCUCAGGGAGGCUUCCCAGGGACUUGCAGUGACUCACUGUGUAGAGGGUGCGAAAUCAGUUAAUGCUGUUCCACUUGACACACCUGCAACAUCACUGAGCACAGGCUCAGCCACUGCCACCAGGUCUCCAGCGACUCCUGUAUGCGGGAGCAGCAGCCCCUCCGCAGAGACCUUUGUGCUUCGUUCUGUGUUGAAGAAACCUGGUAAGCUGUUCUCAGAGAAUGGAAAGGAAUACACCCUCUGUGAUGAUGGGGCUCAUCUGAUCCCAUAUCCUUCAGACUGUUGCAAAGAAGGAAGAGCAGGUAGAGAAAACUGUCAAACACCAGGCUGUGUGAAUCUGAGGAAGAGGAAGAGAGUUACUUUCGGAGAAGACUUAAGCCCUGAAGUGUUUGAUGAAUCUUUACCAGCCAAUACUCCACUGUGUAAAGGAGGAACACCUGUUCGUCCAAAGACCAUAAAAGUUAACAGUCCCCUGCAUUCCCCAGUUCAUGAGCAGUUCCUUCAGCCAAACUUUGAUGACAAGGAGGAGAAUCUUGAAAACAUAGAACCACCUCAGGGAUCAUUUGCAAUGCCGAGUCCUAGUAAAUCCUCAUUCUCUGAGACUCCUCCAGGCACUAACACUUGGAGUUCUUUAAAUAAAGAUGAAGAAAUAAUCUCCAGUGUUGGUAGACCUACACGGACUUCUCAUAGAAGAAAGCAGAUGCUGAGUUCUGCAGGAAAGGGUGUUUGCAACUCAGAUACCACACAAGCUGAGCCCUGUAAAGAGAAGAUGAACAGGAAGAAAACUCAAGAAAAAAAGCAUAUACACAAAGCACUUCCUAAAAAGAAACAGGUUUUAAAAAGUUACAGAAAAAAGAAAAGAAAGGGGAAAAAAGGUGUUGAGAAAUGCUUGUAUGGGCAAAGAGACAUCGCGUCCAAGAAGCCACUCCUGAGCCCUAUUCCUGAGCUGCCUGAAGUCUCUGAAGCCACACCUCUGGCUGACUGCACACAGAGAACCAGCUCAGAUGAUUUCAACAUACGUGGUGAGCUGGAAGAAGUGAACUCUUUUGAAAUUCCCACAAAAAGGAAGAGAUGCUUGCCACAGAAGGAAGAUCCACCUGAGCUGGAUCCAGCUCGUUAUCAGUCUAGUGUCUCUGGCUUGUGCUGCUACUUGCUGCCUCUCACUGCUGCUUCUGAGGGAGGGCCAAAUGCCAGUAGCAGAGACACAGGAAACAAAGAGAAUGCCAGAGCAGACAGUGAGUGUCGGAGUACAAAGGAGCCAAACACCAAGCCCAAGACCAAAAGCAGUCUUGUGCCUUGUGCUUCCGUGACCCAAGGUCACAUCAUGUCCACUAGUCCAAAGUCUCUGGGCAGCCCUCAGAGCCAGAACUUUUUCAAGGCUGGUCAAAAUUUGGAGAAUCCUUGUGAGAUCCUUACAAUGGUUUCAGAGAGUAUGAAUAGAAAGUGUGAGAAAGAGAGUGAAUGCCUAGCUCCACAGGGGAAUCUGCAGGCCAGCCCUUUCUCAACUGACUCAAAAAGAGAACGUAACUGUUCAGAAGAUGUCCUCAUUGAAAAUAUAAAAGAACCCUCAAGCCACAGGGAGAAUGCCGGAAGGAAAUGUGCAGACAACUGCAGCAUUGCCAGCGGGAGAGAGAGGAAAUGGAGAAGAUACACUAUGUGUUGUGUGGGUCAGAGUUCAUACCUGGAACAAAACAGGAACCCUGCAUCUUCCUGCAGUGGGAAAAACUCUGUAGAAAUUAGUUUAGAAAAUCCCCAGCUGAUUGAAGAGCUGUCUGACACCUUAGAGCAAAGCUUUCAGAGAACAGGCAGUAAAACCAAAGUGAGACGCAGCACUAGGCUCCAGAAAGACUCGGGAAAUACAGGGCUUGUAUGGCUGACUCCAAGUCCUCCCACUUUCCAGAAACCCAAAAGGAGAAUGACAAUUUGUACCUCAGACAGCAGGGGAUUUGAAAGUAUAUCCUCCAAAGAAGAGACUGUAUCCUCAGAGCAAAACCCAGGUUCCCUGCCCUCUAUCUCAGGCAGUGAGAGCCAGGGUAUUGGCUCUUCUGAGCUACCUAGGAAGAGGAGAAGCUUUUGCGGGUCUACCCUCACAGAUGCUAACAGUACCACCCAGCCACCACACUUGAAGAGAAACCCCUUUCUCAAGAAGGGAGAAAGCUCUCAGCUGCCCUGAGGGGCUGGAUCCAGGAGAACAAAGACAGGAAUGCAUAAUCCCACCUGUCACUGGCUUUUAAGAAAAGGGACCCAGCUUCCUGUCUGCUUUUUCAUCCCUAUUCAAACUUCAGUGCAUUGCACAUUUCUAAUAAAAAUCAUUUGAGUUAUGAUGA
Arvicanthis niloticus (Nile rat) is the source of this 3153-nucleotide messenger RNA. It is a transcript of the gene Cdca2, whose product is annotated as cell division cycle associated 2. Gene Ontology annotation, cellular component: nucleus; chromosome. Gene Ontology annotation, biological process: regulation of mitotic nuclear division; regulation of chromosome segregation. NCBI's taxonomy places the organism in Eukaryota, Metazoa, Chordata, Mammalia, Rodentia, Muridae. The record is from RefSeq and is a predicted model, not a curated record.